CGAAGUUAAAAGUGGUGCUUCACCUUUUAAACGCAGCAGAUGCAGAGCUCUCGUAUUCACUGUGUUGUUAGCAGUGUUGGCGAAACAUUCAAAGAGAAAGUCUUAAAUCAUGCAUGCUUUUACCGUUUUUUGCCCUUUGCUGCUGAUAUGGUCGUGCCAAAUAAAGAAAAGCUGGUCCAAUGUGACUGCUGAAUACCAAAUGCAAGACAAUUCCACAACAGAGAAUGACUAUUCCACAGAGACGGUGGAUUACAGUGAUCUUGAAAUAAUGUGCGAUAGAGGCUCCAACCGUUCCUUCCGCGCUUGGUUCCUGCCCACCAUCUACACCAUUAUCUGCCUCCUGGCCCUCGUGGGAAACUUUCUGGUCAUCCUAACCUACCUUUACUUCAAGAGGCUGAAGACAAUGACUGACGUCUACCUGCUCAAUCUAGCCAUGGCUGACCUGCUGUUUGCAAUUUCUCUCCCCUUCUGGGCAGCUAGUUUCAUGAGUAAGUGGCACUUGGGUCUGUAUCCAUGCAAAGCCAUGUUCACCAUCUACAAGGUGAGCUUCUUCAGUGGUAUGUUCCUACUCACCUGUAUCAGCGCAGAUCGCUAUUUCUCCAUAACAAAGGCUGUCUCUGCUCAUCGCUGUCGCUCCACUGCAGUCUUUUACGGACAGGUGUCUUCUCUGGUUACUUGGGUAAUGGCAGUGAUCUUUGCUGUACCUGACAUGGUGUUCUCUGAAAUCAACAUUAAUGGCACUUGUAUGGCAAAUGGUUCCAACUAUGAAGACUACCGCAUUAGGAUGCUGGUAAGUCAGAUGAUCCUGGGUUUUAUAAUUCCAACGGUUGUCAUGGGGUUCUGUUACACCUGUAUCAUCAAGACCCUUAUCCAAGCCAAGAACUUUGAGAGGAAUAAAGCCUUCAAAGUCAUCAUUGCUGUGGUAUCUGUCUUCGUGUGCAGUCAACUACCCUACAAUGUAGUCAUGGGAGUGACCACUCAGGAAACAACAGAUUGCAACAAGGACAAGAGUCGCCUUUACGCUUUGGAUGUGACCAGAGCCUUGGCCUUCUUGCGCUGCUGCAUAAACCCAUUCCUGUAUGCCUUCAUUGGGGUAAAGUUUCGCAAUGAUCUCCUGAAGCUACUGAAAGACUUGGGAUGUAUCAGCAAGAGCCACCUCAUGUACACCCACUGCGGUAAACGAAGAUCCUCUGUCGGCCUGGACACCGAAACCACAACAACGUUUUCCCCCUGAAUGCUCCUGUCUGUUAAGGACCAGAUUCCAGAAAAACAACAAAAGUUUUGCCUAUGUUACAUAGUGGCAAAUCGAUUCAUAAGCUCCAUUCUGAUCAAGGUGCCUGUGGAGGACCAUAUGGUGCCAUAUACUGGCAGUGUUACUAGUGACUUAUUGUACAAAAACUUCCCGCUUUGUAUCAACAAGCUUCUCACUUCUUGUUAUUGACUGCGCUUCGAGAAAUGUCUAUCACUCUUUGUUAUAUGAUGUAGCCAUUUUGUGUUUAAUAUCUUGUUCUCAAUAUCAAUAUACUGUAUAUUACACCUGCUUUCAAAAAUGUUUAAGGCUAACUAUCCACCAAGUUCCUUUACUCUGUCUGAGAUGUUAUCAAAAUAAAAAUGUUCUAAAAUAAGUGACUUUAUGGCGUUUUGUGUGUUGGAAACAUGUGCACAACAAAAUAGUUUCACCCUCUUCAGUUGCAUGCUAAAUAUAUGUAACGCUAAAAUAAAAACCGAACAGGAGAAAUAAACUUAUAAAAGUACAAACACAGAAUACAAACAUAGAACAUUGUUCACUUGCAUGAAACUGUGAACUAUUCCCUUCUUUGGUUUCUCACCCACCUUAUUAAAGAUGUCAUUUAUACUCAGCGUCUGUGGUCACAGUCAGUACUAUGUGGUUGUGUUGAGUCUGUGUUAAGGCUGUUUCACACGGGAGGCUGCAAGCAUUUACCACUUUCUCUUGUUGUGGAUGGGUUUUGUCCAAUUGAGGCGAUGGUCAAAUUGCGGUCUUCGAGCAGACAUUAAACCAAAAGUUACAACUGUCAACAUCACCUU
Messenger RNA from Carassius gibelio (silver crucian carp), 2046 nucleotides. RefSeq names its product C-C chemokine receptor type 7. Lineage: Eukaryota; Metazoa; Chordata; Actinopteri; Cypriniformes; Cyprinidae. The record is from RefSeq and is a predicted model, not a curated record. The transcript has 3 exons. Gene Ontology annotation, cellular component: membrane. Gene Ontology annotation, biological process: G protein-coupled receptor signaling pathway; chemotaxis; inflammatory response. Gene Ontology annotation, molecular function: chemokine (C-C motif) ligand 21 binding; C-C motif chemokine 19 receptor activity; chemokine (C-C motif) ligand 19 binding. The coding region runs from base 110 to 1234 and encodes 374 amino acids.